Messenger RNA from Bursaphelenchus xylophilus (pine wood nematode), 2045 nucleotides. The record is from the annotation of a GenBank genome assembly. NCBI's taxonomy places the organism in Eukaryota, Metazoa, Nematoda, Chromadorea, Rhabditida, Aphelenchoididae.
AUGACCAAGGCUAAAAAAGCUGUAAGUUUACUUCAUGUUCAAUUGUUUGCUGUUUUAGACAUUGGUAUUAUGUGGAACUUAUUUAUUGUUUUGCAGGGAACGUCCGGAGCCGCCACUGCUUUCGUCAGUCGAAACAAAGCCCUCCGAAAGCUACAACUUUCUCUGAAGGACUUCCGGAGAUUAUGUAUUAUCAAAGGAAUUUACCCACGAGAGCCUUUGCACAGAAAGAAAGCUCAAGGUGGAUCCAACGAAAACCGUGUUCUUUACACUUUGAAAGACAUCAAAUACCUUCAAAAUGAACCGCUCAUCGACAAAUUCAGACAGGACAAGGUAUGAGGCUGUUAAGUUUAUAUUGUUCAUCAUGUUUAGGUGUUUAUGAGAAAGAUCAAAACAGCCAGAAGAAAGCGAGAACAAGAACGAGUGGAUAAGUUGCUGAACAAUCGACCGGAGUUUGAGCUCGACCAUAUUGUGCGAGAGCGUUAUCCCACAUUUACUUCGGCUAUCAGAGAUUUGGACGAUUGUUUGUGUUUGAUUGCUGCUUUUGCGGUCCUUCCACAAACAAGAGUUAUUCGAAAACAGUUGCUGGAUGAUUGUCGAAGGUUUCUUGCCGAAUUCUACCAUUAUAUCAUCGAAGCGCACGCUUUGACCAAGGUUUUUGUCAGUAUCAAGGGUAAGAUAAUAUUUUUUUGGGCCAAAAAGUUUUAUUAUUUCGAGUUUAGGUAUUUAUUAUCAAGCCUCGAUCUAUGGAGAGAAAGUCACUUGGCUGGUGGGUCAUGAACAACGCGCUGUUGGCCGUCUGAAGGAUCAAAAGGUUGAUCUGCCAGUGAUGACAACCUUUGUCCAAUUUUACACGACCAUGUUGAAAUUCGUCAACUUCCGUCUCUACAAGACUUUGGGACUUUAUUAUCCGCCAAAAAUGGCUUUCGAGGAGGAAAAUCAUUGUGAGUUUUUUCGCAUUUGCUUUGGUUUUUAGAGAGAAAAACAGGAUUCAUUGAGAAAUUUGCAGAUGAAGCUGAUGAAGUCAUCACGGACAAAGUUUACUCCAUCGCCAAGCCGAUUGUCAAGAAGGCAGAAGGAAAUGAGGAACCUCAAGCGGAGAUCGACACCUUCGACGCCGAAGAGACCUCUGAAGCCUUGGCUGAACGUCUUCGCGAAGCUGAGAAACUGAGAUCCCUGUUUGCCAAGAAUUACUUCUGGUUGUCCCGCGAGGUCCCCAAGGAGGCGUUGACGCUGGUUAUCCGAAACUCCGGAGGGCAUGUGUGCUGGGACGAUUGUCCAGCCAAGUUGUACGACGAAAACAGCCCAAUGAUCACUCAUGUUAUUGUAGACAGGCCUGUUACUAAGGUCGAUACCAGCAAGUAUGUUUUUCUAAAUUUUUAGGUGGUUUCGGUUAAUUUAUGUUAGAAUUGUGUUGUUGGUGAACAAAAUUUCUAUUGCAUUGGUCAUUGGCAUACUUUACAAAAAUUUUUUUCUGAUAUUCGACCUUUUUUAGGAAAUUCGUCCAACCUCAAUGGGUAUUUGACAGUUUCAAUGCCAGAAAGUUGUUGCCAGAACAGCGUUAUGCUCCAGGCGCCAAAUUACCGCCUCAUUUGAGUCCAUUCGUCGAAGAAAGAAUCGGAGAUUACAUUCCAAUUGAGAGAAUCGAGCAGCUCAAAGAGGAUGGAAAGGGUAAGAUUUUUUCCGAUUUUUGUUCUUGGUUUAGGUGAAGACUGGAUGCUUUAUGAUCUGGAUGGGUUUUAGAUGUCACUCAUCUCUUGGAGGACAUGAAUACUACCAUCAAUGUCCAAGCUCCGAAGAAGAAGCCAGUUGUCCAACCUAAAGUCCACGCCGUCAAUUUGGAAACUGGAGUAGAGGUGAAGAAGGGCCGAGUUCAUCGAGAAAACCCUCAGCAGAAGAUUAACGAAGAAGGUCACGACCUGAAGAUGCGUGAAAUGAUGAUUCCAAAACGAUUCAAACGCGCCUACAAGAAGAUCAAGCACGGCCAGAAGGAGAAGAAGAAGGAGGUCCGCAAAAUGCAUGCCAAACGUCAAACCGCUGAAUCUUAG